AUGCUAAGGGGAACUAGAAGACCAGCAAACUCCACUUUGAACACGCCCGUUGUGGUACAUACGGUGGGCACGCCAACAUACCUAUCUAAAGACGAAGUACUACAAUUCCUAGCAAGUUUCAUUGCCGAAAAGGAAUCAGUACCAGGCGUGACACUAGCGUCAAGCGGAGCUUCUACAACCCAGGGAGCAGUAACUUCUGGUGGCAUUAGUGCCGAUGAAAUGGCUCUAGAUACACAGCUUUCCAGUGCUCUUGCGCAGCUGAAAAGAGUCGAAAGAGAUUUCAAAGGUCUACCACCUCAAGUAAUGGAGAUGGAACCCUCCAGCACAAGUUCUACUGGUAAUACAGAAGAAGAUACGGUGGCUAAAUCUGCUACUGGAGGGAAAAAGAUCAAGUUUGCUGAUGUGCCGGAAUCUUCACAAACCUCCAGUGACAGCAAACAAACAUCCUCAUCCUCGGAAUCGUCAUCAGACUCUGAAUAG
Kluyveromyces lactis is the source of this 480-nucleotide messenger RNA. It is a transcript of the gene RPA14, whose product is annotated as DNA-directed RNA polymerase I subunit RPA14. The transcript has a single exon. The record is from RefSeq and is a predicted model, not a curated record. NCBI's taxonomy places the organism in Eukaryota, Fungi, Ascomycota, Saccharomycetes, Saccharomycetales, Saccharomycetaceae. The coding region runs from base 1 to 480 and encodes 159 amino acids.